AUGCCUCCGUUUGCUGCUGCAGACAGCUCGCCGCCGUCUCAGUCGCCAGGCGGGCCUGAAGCAGCAAAUGACAUUUUGCUGCGUCGCUGCCGCUCCACUGCAGCAGCUGCUGCCAGCUUUCUUGACGCAUUUCACCAGAGACAAAGGCAGCAGAAGAGUUCGGACCUCCGAAGCAGAAAUGAGGCUUUCCAUUCCCUCAAGCAGUGGCGAGCCCCCCCGAAGCACAGCAGCAGCAGCAGCAGCAGCAGCAGCGGCCGCCGCGAGGAGCAGCUGGCGGGCGCCAGGGGGGCCCCCAGCGCUGCUGCUGCUGCUGCUGCUGCUGCAGAGCGGGCGCGGCGGCAGCAAAUGGUGGGGGAAAUGGCCGCGCUGUUUAGCCGGCUGUCUUUGAGCAAGCAGCAGCAAGCUGCUGCUGCUUGCAGGCAAACCCUAGCGCGUCUGGAGCAGCAAAAGGCGCAGCUAAAUUCUCUUAUAAACCGCCUCAGCCGCUCUGUCUCUGCAACAAAAGCAAAGGGGGCCCUCAUCAAAGAGCGUUCUUUCCAGCUGCAGCUGCUGCUGCAGCAGCAGGAGAGCAGCAAGGGGCCCCAGCGCAGACGCAUACCCGCCAGUUUGCUGCUGCCGCUUCCCGAGUUCAGCCCCAGCAGCGCAGCAGACGGGACGCAGCAGCAGCAGCAGCAAACACAGCAGCAAACACCCCAGCAGCAGCAAACACCGCAGCAGCAGCAGCAGCAGCAGCAAACAGACCCCUGGCGCCGCGUGCUGAGGCGCACGAGGCCGCUGCGGCGCAGAGCGUCUCUGCCUGCGGCUGCGGCGCUUGCGAGGACGCCCAGGCCAGCUGCAGCAGCAGGAUCUCCUGCAGAAGCAGCAGCAACCCCUUCAGCUGCAGCAGCAGUAGCAACGCCCGAAGCAGCAGCAGCAACACCGGCAGCAGCUUCCUGCGGCGGCACCGCGUCACCAUUUUCCCCCCUGGAUGCAAGAAAAGCCUCCCUGGCAGGGGCAGCCGCCCCAGAGGGAGCAGCAGCAGCAGCAGCAGCAGCAGCGAUAGCUGCUGCUGCAGACCUGUCAGAGGCGAUUGAGCGCUUCCGCAGCAAAACCCGCAGCGCGAGUUUGUGCUGCUUCUCGAGAGACAAACUGAGUCUGAAGAAGCAGCGGCUGGGGCGUCGUCAAGCGACGGAGCUGCUGCUGCAGCAGGCGGAGGCUGCGUGCGCUGCUGCUGCUGCUGCUGCUGCUGCUGCUGCGGGCGCCGCUGCUCCUGCGCAGUGCCACGGGGCCCUGCUGCAGGCCCUCAUGGGCCUCUCCCGGGCCCUUUCCUUGGAGCUGCUGCAGACGCAGCAGCGCAUGCAAAUGGCAGAUCUGCUGCAGCAGAAGCAAGCAGCAACAAGGGGAGGCCUGGAAGCAGCAGCACUUCAGUCGCUGGGGCAUCUGCUUCUGCCAAUAGCGCAAUCUGCUGCUGCUGACGCAGCACCGGGGGCCCCCCACGGGAGGGCCCCCCAGGGGCGGCCCCCAGGCCUGCUGCUGGGGGUCUCCGGCCCAGGGGGCCCCCACGGAGGGGCCCCUGGGCUGUCUUCGGGGGUACUUGGCAGCUCUGCUGCUGCUGCUAGCGAGCAGCAGAUGUGUGGGGAGGCUUUGGCGCUGCGUGCAGCAGAACCCCUAGCAGCGGAGCAGCUCGACACUGCUGCAGGAGCUGCUGCUGCAGCUGCUGCUGUUGCUGCUGCUGAGGCGGAAGGCCCCACUAACGCCGCCGUCGCCGCCGCCGCUGCUGCUGCUGCUGCUGCUGGCAGCAGCGACGGGGAGAAGGGCGGGCGCAGCAGCUGCAGCGGCUGCAGCGAAUGGAGCGAAGAUGACAGCAGCUUGUUGGAAGCCGAAACUGACUGCGAAUAUCUGCUGGGGCGGCAGCUGCUGCCAUAUGAGCGAAUGCUGCUGAAGUUUCGCAUGCUGCGGCGGCGCGGGGUGGCAGCAGCAGGAGCAGCAGCAGCAGGAGCAGCAGCAGGAGCAGGAGCAGCAGCGGCGGGCCCCGCGGAGGCGCAGCUGGUGGAGGAGCUGCUGCAGGCCGUGGAGGAGGGGGGCGCUGCUGCUGCUGCUGCUGCUGCUGCUGCUGCGGACUCCCUGGCGCCCGAAGACGAGGCUGACGUGUGGGGCCUCUGGGGAGAAGAAGCAGAAAGUGAAGCAGCAAAAGUCGAAAGUCUUUUGACUCUGGUGCAGCAGCUGCAGCAAGCUGACAUGCAGCAGCAAGCUCUUUCCCGCAGCUUGCUGGCUUCGAAGCGCCCAAUGCCCAAAGAGGAGGCGAUCCUCCACGCCUUCUUCCAGGGCCCAGGGGGGCCCCCAGAGGGGCCCCCAGGGGGCCCGCGGAGGGGCCCCCCGGGGGGGCCCCUAGGAGGGCCCCCAGGGGGGCCCCCUGGGGGGCCCCCAGGGGUGCAUGCAGGCAGCCAGGGUGUAGGUGUAGAGACGCCAGCGGGCGCAGAGGCGGGAGUAGAUAGGGGCAGGGGGGCAGAGGAAGCAGCAAAAAGAAAAAUGAAAUUAAAUGAAAAGGAUGAGACAAAAGUUGGCGCUUUCCCCUCAGCGGAGUGUCUGUACAGGGCGCACUAUUUGCUGGGGCCCUGGAGAGCCAAUUUGCUGUCGGUGUCUCAGCCUGAAAACGAGAAAGCUGCAAACUGA
This is a messenger RNA of Eimeria tenella, 2652 nucleotides long. RefSeq lists its product as uncharacterized. The record is from RefSeq and is a predicted model, not a curated record. The transcript has a single exon. NCBI's taxonomy places the organism in Eukaryota, Apicomplexa, Conoidasida, Eucoccidiorida, Eimeriidae. The coding region runs from base 1 to 2652 and encodes 883 amino acids.